AUGUCAUCAACAAUAAAUUCAACAAAAACUCGCUUUUCACCAACAAGAAUGUUUCAAAAAAGAACUGGCAGUGAAUCGCCACCUUCUCAUUUAGCAUUAACAUCACCACCACCAAUAAAACAUUGGUAUCAAACAUGUCAUGAAACAAUAUUAUCAUCUAAUGGUAAUAAUCAAUCAAUUCAAUUCAAUUUAUCAGGUGGUGCUGAUAAUGGUCAAUUUAUUUAUUUUAAUGAAUCAAUAUCAUUAUUAAAAAGUAAUCAAACAUCAUUUAUUAUAGUCAAAGGUGGUAAAAUUGACUUAGAUGAAAUUAUACUUGAAAUCGAUCAACAUAAAGUUGCUGGUUGUACAUUAGCUGAUGUUAAAUUACUUAUUGAAACACUUUCUAUUAAUGGAAAACAAAUUAAAUUGAAAACUGUCAAAUCGGGAUCUGCAACAACGAAUAGUAAUCCUAUAUUUGAAGAAUUACAAGGUCGAGGUCAAGUUUCUUGUUUAUUUGUUGUUACAUAUAUAUAUAUAUAUAAUUUUUUUUUACAUAAUUCUUUAAUCAUUAUCUAUUUAACACAUUGUAUUAAUUGUUUCUUUCUAAUUAUCGAAACAGGUUUAACCAAAGAUCUUCGCCAAUUUCUUGAUGCACGUUUUCAAAAGGGUUCAAUUGAUCAUGACCUUCAACAAACAAUACGCGACAAUCUAUAUAUGCGAACAGUUCCUUGUACAACUCGCCCACCACGACCAGGUGAAAUAAAUGGACAAGAUUAUACAUUCUUAAGUACAAAAGAUUUUCGUGCGUUAGAAAAAAGCGGUAAUCUGCUUGAAAGGCAUUAUUACGGAACUCCACGACCACCAAAAGAACCCCUUUUAACCAACGGACAACAUCCAUAUCUUUCUUCAACUUCAAAUAAUAAUCUUUUACGACGUAGUAAUUCAGCUAAUGAAAUGUUUCAACAACAGCGUACGAUUGACAAUGGAAUAGACAAUAAUGGUAUGCAUUAUCAAUAUCCAAAUAAUGAUCCGGAAUUUUUCGUUGGUCAUAGUCCUAAUGACCAAAUGUUUCAUCAAUCUAAUGGUGAAAAUCAAGCAUUAACAACACGAUCGAUGAUGAAUGAGAAUUCGACUUCAUCAGCACCACAUUUAUCAGGUGAAUUAAUAUCAUGUUCAUUACAAAAAAGCCAAAAUGGUUUUGGUUUUACGAUAAUUGGUGGUAAUGAAAAAGGUGAACAUUUUCUUCAAAUAAAGGAUAUUUUACCUGAUGGACCAGCAGCACGAGAUGGCAAACUUCGUCGAGGUGAUAUUCUUGUUUAUGUUAAUGAUACCAAUGUUUUGGGUUUUAGUCAUACAGAUGUUGUUCGCAUAUUUCAAUCGCUAUCAAUUAAUGAUAUUAUUCGUUUAACUGUUUGUCGUGGUUAUCCACUUGUUGUGAAUUUUGAUGAUCCACAAAUUGAUGUUGUUUCAUUAAAUGGUGUUCAUAAUUCUGUAUCCAUUAAUAAUUUACCUAAUGGUGGAUACACAGAAUAUCAACCGGAUUCUCAUCAUCAUAAUACUCCUCGCAUUCAUACAAUUAAAAUUCGGAAAGGUGAUAGUGGUUUUGGUUUUACUGUUGCUGAUAGUCCAUUAGGACAACGAGUUAAAGCUAUUGUUGAUAAACAACGUUGCCAAGAUCUAUGUGAAAAUGAUUUAUUAUUAUCGAUUAAUGGACAAGAUUUAAUUGGUAAACAACAUGCUGAUGUUGUUGAUAUACUGGUGAAAUGUUCAAAAGAUGUCGAAACAAUUUUUGUUAUACGACGAGGUAGCAAUCAUCAUACCUUUCUUUUGUUUUGA
Rotaria sp. Silwood2 is the source of this 1815-nucleotide messenger RNA. The record is from the annotation of a GenBank genome assembly. NCBI's taxonomy places the organism in Eukaryota, Metazoa, Rotifera, Eurotatoria, Philodinida, Philodinidae.